AUGACGUAUGAAGGUGGUAAUAUAUGGCAAGCCGAUGAGACUAGUUUUCCGAUACUGAAAAAUCAGUUCGGAUCAAUGGCCAUUUUGACCUUGAAAGUGGGUGGUAUUCGUCAACCCCAUUGGCAUCCCUUUGCUUGGGAAUUGAACUAUGUUAUUAGUGGAAAAGCUGAAUGGAGUAUUGUUGGAACUAAUGGUCAGCAUGAUUCAUUUAUAGCUAAUGUCGGUGAUCUCGUGUUUAUUCCUCGUGGCAUUUUUCAUUAUUUUGCAAAUGCUGAUAGCGAAGAAGAAUUAAAAGUUUUAAUUAUAUUUAAUUCUAGUCAGGUUGUAGAAGAUGAUGAUAUUGGAAUUGUUCCUUCAUUGAAUGAAAUGCCUAUUGAUAUAUUGGCUGCUUCAUUUGGAAUGCCAAAAGAUUAUUUCAAAGAUAUUCCAAGAAAUGUAACAUCAACACCAAUUAUUUUACGGAAAGAUACAAAACAUCGAAAUCCUUCGCUCUUAAGAAAAAAGGCAUAA
Messenger RNA from Adineta steineri, 510 nucleotides. The record is from the annotation of a GenBank genome assembly. Lineage: Eukaryota; Metazoa; Rotifera; Eurotatoria; Adinetida; Adinetidae.